UAUAGUCAUCCAGGACAACAGGCAACAUUUUUUUUGAUCUAUCAAAAUGUCAAAAACACCGAACAUAUAUUCUUUCAUAGACUUUGUAUAAUGAUAGACAGAGAAGGAACCUUCUUUUCUCUUUUUACUUGCUUUCUCCUUAAUCCACCAAAGCCUUUUUUAUGAUCUAUAAAUUUCUUCAAACAGUUCAAACUUUCCUCUUUACAACUUCAUUGCUCUUACAGGGAAAAAAACGAAAACAGAAAGACAAAAAAAAAAAAAAAACAAAAUUAAACCAAUCUCUUUCUCUGAAUGAAUCAGCCUCUGAAACCAUUGGAGCAAACCAUAUAUCCCCAUCUAAACGAAACUUCCAUUCUAAUCUCGCAUGGGCUCUCUCUUCUUUCUCACUUUGAUAAUUCUUUCAUGGGUUUUACUUCCAUUAACAGAAACUGAAGCUCAAGAUAUCAAAUCGUCUCGUCUUCUCGACCUUCUCAUUCGAGACUACACCUUUAAAUCUCUAAAUUCCCAUUUCUACCAUACAGGACUAAUCCACAAAGUGAAUUUACCGGCAAACUUCUCCGGGAUCAGAGUCAACACGGUGAGGUUUCGAUGUGGGAGUCUCAAAAGGUAUGGUGCACAGGUCAAAGAAUUCCAUCUAGACAUUGGUGUUUCAGUACAUCCAUGUGUUGAAAGAGUCAUGGUGGUGAGCCAAAAUUUGGGACACAAUUGGUCUUCCAUAUACUAUGCUAACUAUGACUUAUCAGGUUAUCAGCUUGUUUCCCCUGUUUUAGGCCUAUUAGCCUAUAAUGCUGGUACUGAUGUGAAUUUCAGCAAUCCAUUUGAGCUUGGAAUUCAUGCUGGUGAGAAACCCAUCACCAUAGAUUUCAGAAACCUUACAAAGAUGAACUAUAAUAAUGGAUCUGGUAGUUUAAUGCCAUUGUGCGCUAGUUUUGAAGGGGAUGGGAAAUUGAGCUUAGCAAAACAAGCUUCCCCUUAUGUUUGUGUUGCAAGAAGGAAUGGUCAUUUUGGUUUGGUGGUUGAGAAACCAUUUCCAGUGGUACAGCUGAGGAAAAGAGAGAGUCCUUGGAAAGUUGCUGUUGGAAGCUCAAUUGGAGCUUCACUGGGUGCUUUUCUUCUGGGUUUGCUUCUGGUUGCAAUGUUUGUAAGGGUUAAAAAGAGAUCAAGAAUGGAGGAAUUGGAAAGGAGAGCUUAUGAAGAAGAAGCUUUGCAGGUUUCAAUGGUUGGACAUGUUAGAGCUCCUACUGCUUCAGUCACAAGAACAAUGCCAACACUCGAACAUGAGUAUAAACCUCCACCUCAUUGAGUUUUUUUUUUUCUUUUUUCUUUUUUCUUUUUUUUUAAAUUGUGAUUAUUCUUUCUGUAUCAUUAACAAUGAAAGUUAAAAAUUCUAUUUGUUUUAUGAUAAAGUUAGAAAAAUUCAAACCAAAUUUUCCAUAUAGCUUCCAAAUCUUUGGGUCAGUU
Molecule: messenger RNA, 1461 nt
Organism: Ziziphus jujuba (common jujube)
Lineage: Eukaryota; Viridiplantae; Streptophyta; Magnoliopsida; Rosales; Rhamnaceae
Exons: 1
Coding region: 365-1303 (312 amino acids)
Cellular component (GO): membrane
Source: RefSeq, a predicted model, not a curated record